Molecule: messenger RNA, 2466 nt
Organism: Lottia gigantea (owl limpet)
Lineage: Eukaryota; Metazoa; Mollusca; Gastropoda; Lottiidae
Exons: 18
Coding region: 75-2057 (660 amino acids)
Biological process (GO): positive regulation of translation
Cellular component (GO): mitochondrion
Molecular function (GO): GTPase activity; mitochondrial ribosome binding; GTP binding
Source: RefSeq, a predicted model, not a curated record
AAAGAAGGUUGACAAAAUGUCUGCGCCCAUUAGAAAUAGAUGUUUUUAAAGAUUAUAAGUUUAUAUGAAUCAAAAUGAAAAGCUGGUGUCAGACUUUUAUGAAACAUUGCAUACUGAGAGACCAAUUGUUUAACACGUCUAAACUUAAUCUAAGCAGGAGGUUGGUUUUUGGUAGAUAUAGUUCAACCAAUAGAGAUCCAAGUGACAACAGUGGUGAUAGAAAGGUGAGAAAAGAUCUAUCUGAAUACCCAACAGAGAGAAUACGGAAUUUUAGUAUAAUAGCUCAUGUAGAUCAUGGUAAAAGCACACUAGCUGACAGACUUCUAGAAAUCACAGGCACCAUUCCUAAAGAUGAUAAAAAUAAACAGGUUCUAGAUAAGUUACAAGUAGAAAGAGAAAGAGGUAUUACAGUUAAAGCACAAACUGCAUCCUUGUUAUAUAAUUAUAAAGAAGAGGAAUAUUUAUUAAAUCUUGUUGAUACACCAGGUCAUGUAGAUUUUAAUUAUGAAGUAGCUAGAUCAUUAUCAGCUUGUCAAGGUGUUAUAUUGUUAGUUGAUGCCAAUCAGGGUGUACAAGCUCAAACUGUAGCCAAUUUCUAUCUAGCAUUUGAGAAAGAUUUAACUAUCAUACCAGUAUUAAAUAAAAUAGAUUUACCUGGUGCUCAACCUGAUGUAGUCAUUCAACAAAUUAAAUCUUUAUUUGAUAUAGAAGAUAAAGAUAUAUUUAGGAUAUCUGCUAAACAUGGUACUGGUGUAGAAGAAUUAUUAAAAACAGUUAUAGAACAAAUACCACCACCAAGUGGCAGUCGAGAAAAUAUUAUGCGCACUCUUAUGAUAGACUCUGCAUAUAAUCAAUUUCGGGGUGUUAUUGCUCUUAUGUCUGUGAUAGAUGGUUCCCUGAAGAGAGGUGAUAAAAUAACAUCAAUACACAGUACCAAAGUAUAUGAAGUACAGGAUGUUGGAUAUAUGCAUCCUGAUGAAGUUCCUACUGACGCCUUAUAUGCUGGACAAGUUGGGUAUGUGCUUUGUAAUAUAAGAGAUUCUAAAGAAGCACAAUUAGGAGAUACAUAUUUUACACCAGGUACUAAGGUAGAGGCAUUACCAGGCUUUAAAUCAUCUAAACCAAUGGUAUUUGGUGGUAUAUAUCCUUCAGAUCAAUCAGAGUUUCAUAAUUUAAAAUUAGCUAUAGAGAAAUUAACAUUAAAUGAUCCGAGUGUAGCAGUACAUACAGAUAACAGUCCUGUGUUAGGUCAAGGAUUCAGACUUGGAUAUUUAGGAUUAUUACAUAUGGAUGUAUUUAGUCAACGUUUAGAACAAGAAUACAAUGCCAAUGUUAUAUCUACCAUACCUAAUGUACCUUAUAAAGUCAAAGUGCAUGGUGUUAAAAAUAUAAAGAAAUAUGGUUCAGAAGUUGUUACUAUUUUAAACCCUAUUCAUUUACCAAAUGAAAGUAUUAUAGUUGAGAUGUUGGAGCCAAUGGUAGAAGGCAAAUUAUUAUUCCCUGAUGACUAUCUUGGACAAAUUAUGGACUUGGUAAUGCAAAGUAGAGGUGAAAUACUAGAUCAGAAAUAUAUAGAUAAUAAACGUUUAUUAGCUAAAGUAAAACUUCCAUUGAAUGAAAUAUUGGUAGAUUUUUUUGAUAUGAUGAAAUCUGUUACAUCAGGUUAUGGAAGCUUUGAUUAUGAAGAUGCAGGCUAUGAAGUGUCCAAUUUAGUAAAGUUAGACUUUUUACUGAACUCAAGACCUGUAGAAGAAUUGUCUCUCAUAUGUCAUCGAUCACGAGCCAGAACUAUAGCUACCAGGGUAUGUGAGAAGUUAAAAGAUGCUAUUCCACCACAACUAUUUUUAAUAUCAGUUCAAGGUGCUGUAGGUAGUAAAAUAUUAUGCAGAGAAGAUAUUAAACCUUAUAGAAAAGAUGUUUUAGCUAAAUGUUAUGGUGGUGAUCAGAGUAGGAAAAAUAAGUUAUUAAAGAAACAAGCUGAAGGAAAGAAACAAAUGAGAAAAAUAGGUCGUGUAGAAAUUCCUAAAGACGCUUUUGUUAAAAUAUUACGUAGAUAACACUAUUAGAAUAAUAUGAACUAAUGUGUUAUAUUUAUAACUUAAACAACACCCUGCAUUAAUAGGCAGCUAGAUUGUAGUGCAUGAGUUAAAACCACUUUUAUACAAGUACAGUCUGUGAUGGUUUUCUUGAUUAGCUCAUCUCACGCUCAUAACCUUCCAGUAACAGCAGGUCAUGUUAUUAAUCCUCCAAUACUAGACAUUGUGGUGGAGUACAUGAAUGAGCAAAGUUAUAUUGGACUAGUUUAUUUAUUUUUAUAAAGACAUAAAUGUUGUGUAACAUGAAAUUACACCAUUUAGGAUGAAAAUAAGGAACUAGACUAUGCUAUGUAUUACCCGAGAUGUAUAAUAUCAUCAAUCAAAAACAAUAAUGAUUUUAAAAUGAAAUGAAUAAAGUUUAUUUCUCCCU